AUGGAAGGCGGAGUUUUUGACGGCGCCGUUCCUACCCCUCCCCCCCGUGCCCUGGCUGGCGGCGCCGUGACUGCACGCUGCGACAGAGUGUACUACCACACUGCACGUCGAAGCAGGGCAGCUGAAGGCGUUGAGGCGGGCCGGGCAGAGCGUGUGUCGCACCAGACAAGUGACAGGUGGCGUUGUGGUGCGCCCGGGGGAUCAGCAGCCUCAGAGGCAGCCUCACUUCGGAGCGCACACGGGUCCGGCGCGUGGUUCUGCGCGAAGGCGGCAAGCGGCGCCCCUGCCACUCCUAUCCGCGCUGCCCAGUCGAAGCCCGCGAGCCGCGCGCCCGCGGCCAGGGCGCCGCUGCGCGCGCCGCCGCUCCACGGGCACGCCGCCCAGGGCGCCCAGCUGAGCUCGGGCGCCGGAGCCCGCCGCUCCGCCACGCAGCCAACGCCAGCGGCGCGCCUCCAUCACGGGGCAAGAGAACACGUUGCCGGGUCGGCGCCCGUCCACCGGCAGGUACGGGGAGUGGGCGGGGCCGCCGCUGCCGCCGUCGCGCAGAACCACGCGCGGGUGCGCUCCGAAGUGAGGCUGCCUCGGGUGCUGAGGGCGCACCACAACGCCACCGUCACUUGUCUGGUGCGACACAGCGCUCUGCCCCGCCCGCUCAACGCCUCGCUGCUGCUCGACGUGCAGUAUACGCCGUCGUUCGCCAUCAGCCGCGAGCCCGGCUUCGGCUUCCCGCUGGUGGAGGGCAUCCCCGUCUCCCUCAAGUGUGAGACGAGGAGAGCCCCGAAGUGACGAUGGACCCGGGCCCCGGCGAGGCGAGCAGCACG
Molecule: messenger RNA, 821 nt
Organism: Gryllus bimaculatus (two-spotted cricket)
Lineage: Eukaryota; Metazoa; Arthropoda; Insecta; Orthoptera; Gryllidae
Source: the annotation of a GenBank genome assembly